CGCAAAUCUAACCUAACCUGAGCUUAAUAACAUAUAUACACGUACAGUGGUGUACACAUACUACGUGUUGUUUGGUAUUGUUUGUGUUUCCCAUAUUGAUAGAAAAAACAUUUUAAAAAAUUUAUUAAGUUUAUUAAAAAUGGCGUCAAAUGACAGAAUUCAUGAAAAAGUUUCUGAUUUAGCAAGACGGAUAACUUAUGGAGACAUCAAAGGUACUUACGAAAUAGUGGUAGCCACUAUUUCAGUUUUAAAGGAAGUCAUAAUAAACUCAGAGUGGAAUACAGCAAAAGUUUUAAUGGAAACUAUUGUCUUAAAUGGAAAACACAUUAUGGAGGCUGUUCCUUUUGAAUCUUCCAUUGGUCACAUGGUUCGAAGAAUACUACAAAUUAUCAGAGAAGAAUAUUAUUCAGAAUUAAAAAGUGAAUCAGAGGAAACAGAUAUACAAGAAUCUCUGCAUAAAAUCUUGACUUCUGAAACUGACAAAAACAUUGAUUUCAAUCAAGUAGUGCCUGCUCUUAAGUCAGCUUUGAUAGAACAUAUCAAUGAAUUUGAAACAGAACUGGAAACAUGUGCAGAAAAUAUAACACAGCAAGCUUCAGAACAUAUUCACUCGAAUGAGAUUGUGAUGACAAUUGGCAAAUCUAGAUCAGUUGAGAAAUUUUUCAAAAAAGCUGCUGAAACUAGAGCUUUUGAAGUUAUUGUUGUUGAAGGUGCUCCAUUCUUAGAUGGUCAUGAAAUGGCUGUAAAUUUAGCCAAAGCUCAGAUCAAAACUACACUAAUAUCAGAUGCAGCAAUUUUUGCCAUGAUGUCGCGUGUGAAUAAAGUUAUAAUUGGAACACAUACUGUUAUGGCUAAUGGAGGUCUUAGAGCAAUAACUGGUUCACAUACCGUGGCUCAAGCUGCAAAGCACUAUUCUGUGCCAGUAAUGGUUCUCUUACCUUUGUACAAAUUGUCUCCACUAUACCUGUGUUCUUAUGAACAACAUGCCUUCAAUAAACAUGUUUCACCUUUGCAAGGUGUAAUUAGUGGUAAUAAUAUUGCAUUGAUGGAAAAAAGUCAGUUUUUCAAUCCAGUUUUCGACUAUGUACCUCCAGAAUUGGUCACAUUGUUCAUAUCAAAUACUGGAGGAAAUGCACCAUCGUAUAUUUAUAGAUUGAUAAGUGAGCACUAUCACCCAGAUGACUACGAAUUAUGAAUAAUUAAAAAUAAUCGGUUUAAAAAAAAUUUAUAUUAUAUAAUUUUAAUAAAACUCUUAAACGUUG
Molecule: messenger RNA, 1262 nt
Organism: Phymastichus coffea
Lineage: Eukaryota; Metazoa; Arthropoda; Insecta; Hymenoptera; Eulophidae
Gene: eIF2Bbeta
Product: translation initiation factor eIF-2B subunit beta
Exons: 6
Coding region: 140-1195 (351 amino acids)
Biological process (GO): translational initiation
Cellular component (GO): eukaryotic translation initiation factor 2B complex
Molecular function (GO): guanyl-nucleotide exchange factor activity; translation initiation factor activity
Source: RefSeq, a predicted model, not a curated record